This is a messenger RNA of Formica exsecta, 7563 nucleotides long. RefSeq names its product protein FAM13A. Lineage: Eukaryota; Metazoa; Arthropoda; Insecta; Hymenoptera; Formicidae. Gene Ontology annotation, biological process: signal transduction. The transcript has 13 exons. The record is from RefSeq and is a predicted model, not a curated record. Bases 1364 to 3967 code for a protein of 867 amino acids.
UCGAUCCCCUUUAAUCGCGCGAAACAACAUGGCGGAACGCGCUCCCGCGCCGGUACGGCUCUGUCUCUCGCAGUGAUUCGCGACGGCAUUCGGAGGUUGCGGAAACGCGCGCGGAACGUACGCGGGCACGCAACGAGUCGCGUAUAUACACGUACGCGCGUGAACGGUGCGUACCUCCUCUCCCCCCACCUAUCGAAAGUACAUUGAGAUUUUCACGCGUGUCACGGUCGAUUCUCGCCGUGCCAACGUACGGCGUUUCUCGUCGUCGCCUGCCUGUUCGCGGAUCCUCUCUCGUCGUUGUGUUAGUAUCGAUCAGAGCACUCGUGCCGGCAGCGAUGUGCCGCCGCGGAUGAUGGAGCUGACGCUAGCGCGCGACAUCUUCGUCGGCCAGGUCGCGUCCCCGUGAUACGUUUGUUGCGCGAAAGAAGAGGCUGCUGUAUCACCUUGCCCCCCUUCCCCCCCCGCAGAGGAUCAACGACGACGCCUCGUGUCCAUUUGUCCGGUCGCUGUCCGGUGACGAGAGUGCAGUAAGGGCCCGAGGAGGAGCUACAUAGACCAUGUCAGGGCCAGGGGCGGAGUGGUGACCUAGACCUCAUCCCUCGGCUCCGACCCUCGAUGCUUACGCUACGGCUGGUGUCGACUCACUUCCUGAAGCAGCCAUAGGCAGUGCCCUUCGCCUUAGAGAAAGGGCUCCGUGCGAUGUGCCGUGAUAGAGACAUGAACCCAGAACUACUGGUCGAGUCGCACGAUCUCCGCUCAACGGCGUUGUCGUUGCCGUCGUCGUCGUUGUAAAAAUAAAAUUAAAAAGAAAAACAGACAACACGGUCGUUCGAAAUUUUCACGCGCACGCAAAAAGGACUUCUUCUUUUUCGACGGCCCUUCUAUCUCUCUCUCUCUGCUGCGAGAAUUUUUCUCGCCCUGGCGCACGUACUCACAUACGCAUACACACCACCCACACCCCCACGAAUCGUUCCUUGCCCUCCAACUACAUAGACGAACAAGAACGAUUUCUCUUUUUUAUGAUGUCGAGAUAGAUUAAAAUCCCGAUAAACGAAAUAGACGAAUCUCAGACGAGCAAGUGUGUAUAUACGGUAUCGCGUUCGGUACCCGGGUUACUCGCGGUAUUCGGUAUAUAAAUUCGUGAUCCGGGUAGCGCAAAUCGGCCGGAUCGAAGGAAUACAAUCAUAAUUUGGAAGAGACGACAUCACCAAUAUAUACGGCGAAUCCAGAAGAAGAACGAAGGGAAGGAAGGAGGGAAGAGCAGGACGAGACAGCUGCUACGCUGAGCUCGGUAUACACCAACCUGUGGAGAGCCGCGAGAGAGUGUAUUUGCGGCGGUGGGUCGCAGUACAGACAAAGUGGGAUGAGACGUCCUCAGCAAGAACAUCAUCAUCAUCACCACCACCACCAUCACCACCAUCAUCAUGGAUCUUCAACAAGCCCCACGCGCUCUCGUCAAGCACAUGAUAAGGACGAGUCCCGUCUCGCACGCGUGAAGCGCGUCCUGGCGGGCUCGCUGCUCGGCCGCGGUGCCAGCUCCAGCAGGAUCUUCGGCACCCGGCUAGAGCUGAUCGAGUCGUAUCUCGACACGGGCGUGCCGUUCGUGGUGCAUCGGCUAUGCAGCUAUAUCGAGGCGCACGGCUUUCAGAGCGCGGCGGUGUUCCGCCUGUCGGGCGGUAGUCCCCGGCUGGCAGAACGGCUGAGAGCUGCUUUCGAGCGUCGAGGCGACGCCGAUCUGGAAGCAGCCGGAUGUCCGCCAACCGCCGCGACUCUCCUCCGUCAGUAUCUGAAGGAACUGCCGCAGCCCGUCGUCCCGUCUGCCCUCGUUGGCAGACUGAUCAACAUACACACUCAGAGUUACUCGAACGAUCACGACUCAUGGAUCGUCUCGACGAAGGAGCUGUUUUUGACUCUGCCAUCCUCGCAUUAUCAUCUACUCGGCUACCUGACGAUCUACCUUAGCCGCUACGAGGCUCGACAUGGACGCAGCGCCGGUGUUUGCGGCGUUUUCGCGCCAGUCAUUCUGCCACACGUGCCACCGGCGACCACCCUGCUGCGAGACAUUCUCGCCGAGGCGCUGGUGCUGUUCCCCGACUGUAACCGUGAGAAUACAGUGAACGGUGUGAUAACUGCCGGCGACUGCAAGAUCUGCAAAGAUACGAAGGACGAAUCGAAAGACUCCGAGGGUUCAUCUUUGCUUUGCGCGCUGAAACCGCGUAAGCGUAAGGAACGUCGCGAAUCCUGCUGCCAGGAACGAAAGCUGAUAAGAAGCAAUAGUGAGGAACGUGUUCUUGAUAGCCCCACCGACGUCGCAGAUACGAUUAGACGUGUGAGUAGCCACGAAGAUUUUAACAGCCAGGAACAUUUGCAUAUUUUAUCGCAACUCGGUCAAGACAUGGGUCACGGCGUGAGAUGCAGCGGAUUACCGCUCCACGAAAGAACCAACGUUUCGCCCGUGUCGAAGAAAUCGUUAUCGGUGCCGUCACCGUGCGAAGUAGUAGUGGCGACCGAGAAAUAUGAUUGCGACGCCGAAAGAUUGAGAAGCAGCGAACGCUUCAGCAGAAGCAUCACUCCGAGAGGCAGAAGACAAGCGCGUAGGAGAAGAGUGCACAGAGUCCCGGAUACAGAUCGGAGUUCCAGCAAGGAAAACGAAGAGGAAUCUGAAAAUAUGUAUAUCUCCAAUGUGUCACCAAGCCCUAACAGCCACAAUGGCUCGCCAGGUCAAAGUUUCUUGGAGAUGUUGAGCAGCGGACCCAGCAGAUCACCCUCACCAGCUCGUCCACCCACCAUCGAUCACGAGGAUGUAAAUAAUCCCAGUUUGACUAAUUGGGGCUUUCAACAUUUGGAAGGAAAUGAAGAAGCCGCGGAUGCUCGAGUGGAAGCCAUGCUUUCGCCAAGGAAUUCGCUGUUGUUACCUAGGAGAUUUUAUUCCGAGGAAGAGAUGCAACCCAGCACGCCUAAUCCAUCAGAAAUGGGACUCAAAAACUUGGCAAAGCACAUUAACGGCCUGAAAAAGAAGAUUAAGAAGUACGAGGAUGAGUUUGAGGAGAAUUUCGGCUAUCGGCCGAGUCAUUCUGACAAAAUGAGUAAUCGCGACAUCAAGCGGCUUUGCACAGAGCUAAAUAAGUUGCGAAAGGAACACAAAUUAUUGAAGGAAGAUCCGAUAAGUGCGCUUCUGGCCAAUGCCAAUAAUCGACUGAACACUAAUGGCAGUCCGAUAAACAACAACAAUGGCCACGAAAAAUCGCGAGUGACAUCAAUGGAAGAGAUGGUGAAGGAGGCAGAGAAGAAACUCAGCGAGAAACGAAUCAAAUACAAUCGGUCCGAUAAUAUGGAGGAGCUGAACUACGAGCAAUUACUGGACGAAAAGACGGCCGUGCAAAAAGCAUUGCUUCAUAUCGAAAACACUUUCGGCAGGCCGGUCUCUAAGGAAGACAGAGCAGUUGUGCGACCACUAUACGACCGAUACAGGACCUUGAAGAGACUUCUUAUCAGAGCAGGCGCGAGCAAAAAUAAGGACAGCGUGUCGGAAUUGGCCACGAUUUUGGAACACGAAACGAUGGAUUUUACAUCGUCGAGUCUGCCUGGAAAUCCCGCGGAGACUGAUAGGAGAGCCAGCGAGCCUGACAUGUCUCAUCGAGGCAUUUUGGAUUGUAUUGAUCCUACGGAUCAAUUACCAACCGAUAGCGAUAGUCAACAUAGUAGCAGUGAAGGCAGUCGCGGCGCCGGUGAAAGUUUACAUGCUCUCCCUCAGGAAGAAUUACUAAUACAACAACAAGCUACUCGAGAGGAGAAGAAGCGGCUUCGCAGAGCGUUAAAAGAGUUAGAAGCACAAUUCGAAGCCCGAGCCGGCCGUCGAAUGCAACGCGAAGAUCGCGGACCACAAGUCACCACCGUGUAUGACUCCUACAAGCAAGCAAAGGCGAAACUUAGACUGAUCGAAGCUCUCAUAGCUAAGAAGGCUUGACGCAGUAUUUAAUUUACAAGAACAAAGAUCUGAUUCAAAACAAUACUGUUGAAACCUUUGAACGGGCUUUAAAUGUUUGUAACAAGACACAAUUGUUGUAUCAUGAAUACAAUACGGCUCAUUCAUGCCGUCUGCAAUUUUUGCAUCACGAAGUCACAAUGAAAAGGGCCUGAAAAAGCAGUUCAACCGAACGUUUCCUGAAGCGAAGGACAGAAACAUAAUGUAACGAGAAUUUAUUGUCCAGAAUCAAAAGAUUUUUAAAGCAAAAACGGGGUAGUUGGUAAUAUUUGCAAGUAGAAUUUACUUCGCUUUUGUAAGUUCAUGCGUAUUGACCUGAAUUUCUUUUGAUUCUGUUAUAACACUCGAAAAAUAAUACCGAAUAUUUUCAACAUUAAUAUAACAUGUCUUAUUUACAACACUUGGUUUAAUCAACAUAAGCGAUAUGUUGAAAAUAUGCAUGAACAGACAAGUUAAAGUGCGUAAUAGAACGUUUACAGAUAAAUGCAUGGUAUUGAAAUAGCACAUUUGAACUCUUUAAACACUAAUGAUUCUAGAACAUAAAAUUAUUACAAUACAUCACGCGCGUAACGAUAUAAUCGCGUAGUGAAAUAAUUGCAAAUUUUGUUCACUGGUACACUUUAUUAUCAUAUUUAAUUAUUGAUGAGAGGAAAUUCUUACUUGAUUGUCCUCCAUUUAUUUAUCCUGCAUGCAGGAUUAGAAUAAACUUUUUUACGCUAAUAAGAAACUGGAUGAUUGUUUUGGAAUAUAUUUACAGUUUAUAAAUUUUUAAUUGAUUUGUUACAAAUAUAAAGUAUACUUAUAUUUUUUAUAUAUAUCUUGUUGCACAAGAUCUGUAAAACUUUGUUUGUAUUUAAAGUGUCAAACUUUACAGUGAUGAACGCAAGAACAGAUAAUAAUGCCUGAGAUUAAAAAUGGAUUGUCGUUUUAAAUUGUUAACGCAAAUCUAGAGAUCAAGAUUUUUCCGAUGUAUAGAAGGGAAGACGUGUAUCACAACUUGCGAAAAAUAUAUAUAUCAAGUAACAUUUUUAUUUCACAGUUAAGUAUAUAAUUUUAUAUGCUUAAUAUUUACAUUUGUUUGCAGAAAUAGAGUUUAUUUGAUAUUAUUUCAUCAUGUUUUUGCUAUUCGUAUAUGUAUAUAUAUAUAUAUAUAUAUAAAUAAAUACAUUUGAUAUAAUGAAUUAUCUCACCAAUGAUAAGUAUUGUAUCAAUAAGACUUAUAAGAAAAAUGAUAGAAGAGAGAGUGAAUAUUCUCAUAUAAUGACUAAUGUUUAUAGUGAACUCUAUAUUUAUUUUAUCAUCUUAAAGUAAUCGCUGAAAUCUAACGCUGAGAGAGUAAAGAACGAAUCUGUGGGGUUACUCGUAAUGUAAGUACCUUGUAAGAGAUAUCACACACAUGUUGUAAUAUUGUAGAGUAUUAUAAAAUGUUACGAUCUUAAUAACGUAUUAAAAAAAGAAAAGGAUAUUCACUAAAAGAAGCUCGUUGAUUUUUGCGUUUAUAUUUUUGUACAAGUACGAUUUUAAGGCCGUUCGCAAUGUAUACACAGCCGACAAGGGACUACCGCAAAAACGCCUUAAAAUUCCACUUGGAUCGAUUUUUUCACACAGAGUCUCGAGGGUGCUAAUAGUCUAAUGGCUUGAGUUCUACAGCGUGCUGAUAAUACAAAAGAAAUGCUUUGCGAAUCUUACUAAAUUGCAAUCGUGAACCGAAGGAUUUCUUGCGUUUUAUAUAUCAUAGCAAUGAAAUCAAAUACCAUCUCGGAAAUUUCAAUAUGUAAUCGAGACGCAAAAGCCACGAUGGUUUUAACUCUUUAUGAGGCGGUAACUUCUUUUUCUUUUUUUUCUUUUUCUUUUUUAAUAGCGGUAACAUUUUCAAGAAAAGAUACAGUAAUUAACAUUUAGAUAAUUUUUUUAAUACCAUGUAACUAAUUUUAUAAAAAUUUUAAUAUAAUUGUCUUUCAACAAAUUAUGUUUUGCACACUCGUUAUGUAUUGUUAUUUCUACAUCGAAUUUUUCAAUAUCAGACAGUACACCAAAAAUUGGUGAACAACUCCGUUUCUCACGCAGGUAAAAUUAAUAUUUUCGGAAAUAACGAUAUAUAUCGGCGUUGACAAAGUCAAUCGCGAACAUGCCAAAAUGCGUGUCCGUUCUAAUUAAAAAAGGGUAACAAAAAAAUAAAAGAGAGAAAAUGAAAAAUUUUUUAGACCAAAGCAUUUUUUAGUCUGUGAUAUAAUGAGAGAUAUAUUUGCGUUAAGAUGGGAAAGUGUGUAUGUGGAGUAUUCGGUUCCAUAUUUCUUUUUUCUUUUCUUCUUUGUAAAAGUAUUUUUUUAAGGGAUUGAGGUAAAAGAAACAUGAUUUUUCCGCCAUUUCCUCCGUAGGAAAUUAUUGAAAUUGAUGAUCACUUUAGAAGAUCCUACAGCGAUGACGAUAAUUUAAAUAAAGCAGCGUCCUUUUUUCCGAAAGAACGGUUGGAGGCAGGAUAAAUAUAGCGAAGAAUACAAAAAAGGAAACGGAUUUAUCAUAGAUGCAUUUUAAUAAUUAAAAAAUUAUUACAAAAAAAUUACUAUUACAAUAUUAAACAAAUGUUAGAAUAUAUUGCUUUGGUAAUUUGUCGAUUAAUUAAUCUGUCAUCUGAGACUAUUUAAUUAUUCCUUUCUUGUUCCAUAUGCAGAAAUAAAAAUAGGUAACGUUGAGAACAUUUUAUCGUCACGAUAAGAUGCGUUUCUCGCUUUCCUCACGAUUAUCGUCCUCCACCCGUACUGCUAAAAGGACUAUCAUUCACAAAAGAAAAUUGAUUUUAUAUUCGAGAUGCCACACAAGGAAUGUUUUUAUUUUUCGCGGGUGCACCUAUAAGCGCAUCCUUCUGUAGUAAGAAAGAGAGAGAAAAAAAUUAAUUAUCGUAAAUCUAAGAUAACAUUUUAUAUUAACGUUAAUUAAGGUACAUUUUGUAGCGCAUAGUGUCUUUACACAUAAGAACAGAUUGCGUGAUUCUGUGUAGAUGCUUUGAAAGAGAGAGAGAAAGAGAGAAGCAGGAAUACUUGAGAAUAGAGACAGAAUGCAAGAAAGGAGCAAGAAAAUUUUAUUUAGCAAAGCUGAAAAGCAGAAUCGGAUAGAUUAUGAAUCGUUAAAUUAGUACUUAAAGAAAAGAGAAAGACGAUAUAUAUAAAUAUUCCACGCGGAUCACACAUUAUCUCCGACGAACAUAUCUAGAGAGAUUAGAAUCUUGCGACAGGGAAGUAAAAACAAGAAAUCAAUAAUGUAACGAUCGAUUUCUCUCGGAUAUAUCGUCGUACGUAGCUGCAACUGACAAUUACAAUCGACCGUGAGAAUUGUGACGAAGAAUCUGUCUCUAGCAAGAUUCGUAAAAAAAGAAAUAAUCAUCUUCAGCGUUUAUACACAAAUGUUGAUUAUGUAUGUACAUAUAUACAUGUAAUAUAUAUAUAUAUUAUAUGUAUAGAGGUACACACACAGCAAAAGAGAGCUGCGCAUACAUAAAUCACAUACAAUUGUACAUGCAUACAAAUGAAUAUUACACAUUAUUAUGGGGUAGCACGCAGAAUAAAAUGGAAUAUGAUCUG